AUGUCCCGUGUCGAGAUAUUCUUUUUACCAUCACUCGAUACACCUAGGAGUCAUGCAUUAUGGACUAAAUUGCGAGUUUUGUCCCACCAUUGGGACCGAAAUUGUACUUUAACAUAUGAUAAUGAGCCUAUUGUUGUAAACAACUUCUCCAAUUCCUUACAGUCGCUUUCUCCGGAACAGCUCAUGAUGUGGAACCAAGUCGAGCCUGCCAAUUUCAAGGCAGUAGGUAUGACAUUGCGAGGCACGGUGGUGUUCAGAGAUUCCACAUACUAUGUGCUCGCAGACCAGCGGGCUUUGGAAACAGGAAUGAUAUUAUCUACUGAAUUUGAGAAUUAUGGUGCUCCUGGAAAUCGCAUGCGCGACACAAAUUUCCGAACCUAUCUUGAAUAUUUUUGA
Molecule: messenger RNA, 396 nt
Organism: Botrytis fragariae
Lineage: Eukaryota; Fungi; Ascomycota; Leotiomycetes; Helotiales; Sclerotiniaceae
Exons: 3
Coding region: 1-396 (131 amino acids)
Source: RefSeq, a predicted model, not a curated record